Messenger RNA from Copidosoma floridanum, 931 nucleotides. Its product is annotated as neuronal synaptobrevin. NCBI's taxonomy places the organism in Eukaryota, Metazoa, Arthropoda, Insecta, Hymenoptera, Encyrtidae. The record is from RefSeq and is a predicted model, not a curated record. Gene Ontology annotation, biological process: vesicle-mediated transport. Gene Ontology annotation, cellular component: membrane.
AAGAGUGGAGCUCGUAGCUCCAAUACGCCUUAUCAAGCCCUAUGAACUGAGCGUGAGUGAUCUUUUAGCCACUAUUUACUUCACAAUAAAGUGUUAACAUUAGUAACAAAAUUAAGGAAGAGCUUGGAUUCCGUACUAAAUUUUGGGAGCAGCAGAGCAUUCACCAUGGCAACCGAGGGAGUUGGAUUAGCACCAGGUGUUCCUGGGGCACCAGGUGCACCAGGCACUGGCGAUGGUACUGGCGAGAUCGUCGGUGGACCAAGAACUCCACAACAGGUUGCUGCUCAGAAACGACUGCAGCAGACCCAGGCACAGGUUGACGAAGUCGUAGACAUCAUGAAGACAAAUGUCGAAAAGGUUCUUGAGCGCGAUCAAAAGCUCUCGGAACUUGACGAUCGAGCUGAUGCACUUCAACAAGGAGCGUCACAGUUUGAACAGCAAGCAGGGAAACUUAAAAGAAAGUUCUGGCUACAAAAUCUUAAGAUGAUGAUCAUCAUGGGAGUCAUUGGUCUCAUAGUUAUGGCGAUUAUAGUCUCAAAGUUUAUGCCAGACCAGCCAGCUGCUCCACCAACGAUGUAUCAGUACCCACCACCUCCACCUCCUCCACCAGCUGGAGCUCAUACUGGACCUCAGUCAGCUCCCGCCGCCUUCGUUCAACCUAUUAACAACUUAAUACUUUAGGUAAAAUAUAAAGUGUCACAACAGUAAUUUUGGUAGUUGCGUUAUGGACGUCUUCGCUCUUUCGACCACUGUCAUCUUCAGUUGUUUAUCAGCAGAUUGAAACUACUAAAACCUUAAAAUUACUCAUCAAAAUAACCCUACUUUUUACAGUAAAUACUUCCAUUACUUCUCCCACUAUUACUACUACUACUACUACUACUACUACUACUACUACUACUACUACUACUACUACUACUACUACUACUACUAC